AUGGCGACCGAUAAGAUCACCUUUCUCACCAACUGGCAUGCUACGCCUUACCACGCUCCGCUGUAUUUGGCCCAAGCCAAGGGCUUCUUCAAGGAAGAAGGCAUCAAGGUGGCCCUGCUGGAGCCUAACGAUCCAAGCGACGUCACGGAGAUUAUCGGCAGCGGCAAAGUCGAUUUAGGCUUCAAGGCCAUGAUUCACACUCUAGCUGCCAAGGCUCGCAACUUUCCCGUCGUGUCCAUCGGCAGCUUGCUGGACGAACCUUUUACCGGCGUCAUCUACCUCGAAGAGUCCGGCAUCACGACCGACUUCCGGUCUCUCAAAGGCAAGCGCAUCGGCUACGUCGGCGAGUUUGGCAAGAUCCAAAUCGACGAACUGACGUCCCACUACGGCCUGACCCCGGACGACUACACCGCUGUAAGGUGCGGCAUGAACGUCUCCAAGGCAAUCAUGCAGGGACAUGUCGACGCCGGCAUUGGUCUCGACAACGUGCAGAUGGUUGAGCUGGAAGAGUGGCUCGCCAGCCAGGGCCGCGACAAGUCUGGAGUGCGCAUGCUGCGCAUCGACGAGCUUGCCGAGCUCGGCUGCUGCUGCUUCUGCUCCAUCCUGUACAUUGGCAACGAGACCUUUGUGUCCAACAACCCGGAAAAGGUGCGCGCCUUCAUGCGUGCCGUCAAGCGGGCCACCGACUUUGUCCUUUCCGACCCCCGCCAAGCCUGGGAUGAGUACGUCGACUUCAAACCCGCCAUGAAGUCGCCGCUCAACUGGAAGAUGUUUGAGCGCAGCUACGCCUACUUUUCGCAAGACUUGAAGAAUGUGCGGCGAGACUGGGACAAGGUGACCAAGUACGGCAAGAGGCUGGGUGUGCUGAGCCCCGACUUUGAGCCCAACUACACCAACGAGUUUCUCACCUGGACUCUCGAGCCUGACUCUGCGGACCCCACGGGGGAUCAGAAGCGCAUGGUCGAGCUGCAGUGCCAUGUUGCUCGCUGCGGUGGUUUCCGCCGCCUGCCCGGCGCUGUGGGGGCUUGA
Molecule: messenger RNA, 1029 nt
Organism: Ustilaginoidea virens
Lineage: Eukaryota; Fungi; Ascomycota; Sordariomycetes; Hypocreales; Clavicipitaceae
Exons: 4
Coding region: 1-1029 (342 amino acids)
Biological process (GO): thiamine biosynthetic process
Source: RefSeq, a predicted model, not a curated record